CGUUCACGUCACAUGACGUUGUGCUCGCUCCCGGGAGUCUCGCGGUGACAACUUAGGUCAUCGCUAGAAAAGAAAGGAUUUGCAAAAUGGAGGUGGCAGAAACGGUCCUUCUGUGAGCGGCGUAAAGGUACAUCUAGUCAUGUCUGAGUCUCUGUAUGAGAAGUUCUUGGCCCCGGAAGAGCCUUUCCCUCUCCUCUCCCAAAGAGCCAACCUCAGCGAUGUGGGAACCCUGGAUGUCAGCGACUUUGGCUGUCAACUCUCAUCUUGUCACAGAACCGAUCCCCUACACCGCUUCCACAGCAACAGGUGGAACCUUACUUCCUGUGGGACCAGCGUUGCCAGCUCGGAGUGCAGCGAGGAGCUCUUCUCCUCUGUGUCUGUGGGGGACCAGGACGACUGCUACUCCCUUCUGGAUGACCAGGAACUGACCUCUCUGGACCUGUUUCCAGAGGGCAGCGUUUGCAGUGACGUCUCCUCCUCUAUCAGCACCUACUGGGAUUGGUCCGACAGCGAGUUUGAGUGGCAGUUGCCAGGAAGUGACAUCGCCAGCGGCAGCGAUGUCUUCUCUGACAUCAUCCCCAGCGUGCCGAGCUCGCCCUGUCUGUUUUCCAAGAGGAAGCCCAAGGCCCACCCUCAUCGCAACCUGGAUGAGUUACCAUGGAGUGCCAUGACCAACGACGAGCAGGUGGAGUACAUCGAGUACCUGAGCCGGAAGGUCAGCACGGAGAUGGGCCUGAGAGAGCAGCUGGACAUCAUCAAGAUCAUCGACCCCUGUGCUCUGAUCUCUCCCACCGACAGCGAGUUCAUCAUAGAGCUCAACUGUCUCACGGACGAGAAACUCAAGCAGGUGCGUAACUACAUCAGAGAGCACAGCCCCCGGCAGCGGGCCAGCAGCACCAGAGAGGGCUGGAAGAGGGGCAGCCACAGCAGCGCCAGCACCGGCGGCGUCAGCGCGGCCAGCAGCAGCAACGCCAGCAUGGUCAGCUCCGCCAGCUCCUCCGCUGGCUCCACGGCCUCCAACUCCGUGGCAGGUGGAACGGCAUCGGCCUGUAGCGGAGGCAGCGUUGCUAACAUUAGCAGAGCUCACAGCGAUGGCAACCUCUCCAGCGCUGCAGAACGUAUACGAGACUCUAAAAAACGUUCCAAGCAGCGUAAGCUCCAGCAGAAGGCCCUGCGUAAGCGGCAGCUGAAAGAGCAGCGGCAGGCCCGCAAGGAGCACCUCAGCGGUCUGUUCCUGAACGAGGAGGUGCUGGCGAUGCGGGUGACGGAGGAGGACGACCACGGCGACGACCUGGACAUACUGAUGUGACAGCAGUGAAUCAAUCGGUGCUCCCUCUACGCCUGAUCUCUGCCCCCCCCCUCCCCCAGAGCCACAGAGCUCAUGGACCACGCUGCUCACCGAACCCGCCGCACGCAUCCGCUUCCAGUAGGCUGACCUAACGAGUCAUGUCAGACGGGCAGGAAUAGCUUGCAGUCGCCUCCAACACAGCUUGACACACCGCUUGCUGAUACUAGUGUAGCGCUGCUAGUGCUAAAGCUGAUAGCCGCCGCGGUCACGGAUAAGCUAGCUACAGCAAUAAUGCAAAAAUACAGCUAAUGCUUUGAUUAGAUGCUGACCUCGACCUCAGUCCAGCCUGCUUGAAGCCAGCUGUAACACACACACAUAUAUGUGCUACAACGGACAGUUAUUUUAGCUUACUACGGUUACCCAGCUUGUAGAUGGUGUAACAGCACACCGCCACUGCUACUAAUACACUCACCGCUGGCAGAAGGACAGAUCAGGCAAGAGAAGCAGAGUUCGGACCACGUUAUGCAGAAAAUCAGUUAUUUAUUUCUUCUUUAACAUGCAAAGGGGGCGGAGCUGUAUGCAUGGUGGCAGUAGUCUGUUCACCUGCUGACCUGGUUUAAAACUGCUGCAGGUAUUGUUCAGCGAAACUACACACCUAAAGUCAAAGUGGCUUGAAUCUGAAUUGUAUCUGUAGCAGUUUUAACGUGACAGCAGAGUGACUGACUGUAAAUGUUGAGUGUCGUCAUGGCAACGCAUCUGGGGAAAGCAAUUCUGAGAUUGAAACCUUGCAUUGAUGAGGAAUUUCUCCACAUUGGGUAAGCUUGAAGUUAUCCUCCGAAGCUUGACAAACAUCCGUCUGGGAUUAAGAGGGUUCCUGGUUUGGACUCUUGACGUGAGCCGCUCUUGUCUUUCUACCUGCCGAGUGUCGUGGUCCCCUUUUUUCACCCCCCGAAGGCCUAGAGGGAGCACUGAAUCUGCAUGUUUACAUCGUCACCCACACCGAGUCCCCGUGUGGUCCAAUAACUAACAACUCGCCUCGUUAUUCGCUUACACCUGUUUAAAAAAAAAAAAAAUAGCUUAUGUGUUGUAAAUACAUGAUAAAUAACAGCAUAUUUUACCGCUUGCUUUAAGGUUUUCCUUGGUGAUAAAGGUUUGAUUUGAAGUUUUCCUCCCCUUUGUGUCUGUGUGUAUAUAUAUAUAUAUAUAUAUAUAUAUAUAUAUAUAUAUAUAUAUUAUAAUAAGGUAGUGAACUAAUUGGUUAUCGUAGCUGAAAUGCUGUCAAUUGCCACUGGUUCUUUGCUAUAUUUGGAGUCUUAUUUUGAAGCAUUUAGCUGUUCUGUCACCAGUACUUGAGUUUGGUCAUCGUCUCAGACAUCUUUUGAAAAGUCCUCUUUAGUUUCUCCGACAGCACUCCUACUGUGUAUUAUUGCCUGAGACAGACCUAAAUAUUCUCUUUUUUUUUAUUUUAUGAUUUGACCACCGUGAUUAACUUUGAAGCAUUCGAGCACCGGUAAAGUCUUUAUAAGAAGUUCUUACAGAUCAUAUUGCGUCUGUCCACGUACUGUAUGGCCCGUUUGGUAUUUGGCGCUGAACUUGGAGCUGGUUUCUUAAGCGCGUGUGCAUCCGACAUUGAGCCAUUAACUUUCAGAAGCGUGUCCACGUUGACAAAAAGCACUCACACCUUCAGCUUUAUGUGGAGUUGUAGCUACCAUGCCGUUAUCAUAUUUGCUAGGAGUAGCAACCAGAGAGAUUGUUUCCUUUGUUUGUUUGUGUGUGUGUGUGUGUUUGUUUUCCUUUCCCGCAGCUCCUCGGCUGUUACACACAUGAUGAACCACUGCAGUUACUGGGCCUGAAAGCCUGCUGUCCUUUUCCUUUAUGUGUGCUGAGCUUUGGCUCUCGUCUCCGUCUCAUGUAUAAAGUUAUUAAUCGCAGCAAUUAUGGUAAAUUCAGCUUUAUGUAUUCUGUAGGUCUGAAUUAGUAAAACUCUAUUUUGAAAAAUAAAAUACUUUUGAAAAAAAAUAAUUAAAAAAUAAGCCAGCGUGAUGCAACAAAAGUGUCAGUGUAUAUAAAGUAAUUGCUGAUAAUUGAAGGAUUAAAUGUGGGUUAAAAAGAAGUUUGAAGUAAACUGAGCUGUUUUUCCCCUCAGAAUGAUUUGACACCAGGGAGACCCCGGUUGAGUCAAACAGAUUUUUAACCAUCAGCUACAAUAAUACCAGUGUUCCUACAUGUUUUGGUCCCUCACAGACCACCAUGAAGCGGUGCUGCCUGCAGUUGGCCCCUGUCUUGUCGCUGGCUGAAGCGUAUUGAAUACCAGAGAUGCCAUGUUGGGGCUUCAGGCAGCACUGUGUUCAGUCCACUCAAUGGUUCUGACUGUAAACUCGACAAAUAAACUUACAUUGUUGCAUCCUAUUGUUCUCGUCUGUGGUGGCGUUUUCUUUCAAGUGUGAGUGCAUUACAGGCUGUGAACCAGCCUCGAGUUAAAGAGUGCAAACAUGUACAUUUUCUUCUUUUAUUGAAGUUUGUUUAUUGGUUCUUGUCUCAUUAAUGAAGGUCCUAUUCUCCAUGCACUGAUAACUAACAGAGCGCUGGAGUCUCUUAAUGAUCGUUUAGGGGAGACGGGUUAGUUGACACACAUAUUUGCUGCCAUGUUAAAACAUCUAAAAGUCAGUAACGCUGUUGUCGAGGGUAACAUUUCUAUUUGAUAGUAUCGCUAGUAAAUAUGUGGUAUGUGGACUAAACGUAUAAAACUGAUAGUGUAGUA
Molecule: messenger RNA, 4049 nt
Organism: Anoplopoma fimbria (sablefish)
Lineage: Eukaryota; Metazoa; Chordata; Actinopteri; Perciformes; Anoplopomatidae
Gene: fam199x
Product: family with sequence similarity 199, X-linked
Exons: 8
Coding region: 140-1309 (389 amino acids)
Source: RefSeq, a predicted model, not a curated record